This is a messenger RNA of Verticillium dahliae VdLs.17, 1143 nucleotides long. RefSeq names its product C6 zinc finger protein. Gene Ontology annotation, molecular function: DNA-binding transcription activator activity, RNA polymerase II-specific. NCBI's taxonomy places the organism in Eukaryota, Fungi, Ascomycota, Sordariomycetes, Glomerellales, Plectosphaerellaceae. The transcript is spliced from 2 exons. Gene Ontology annotation, biological process: regulation of transcription by RNA polymerase II. The record is from RefSeq and is a predicted model, not a curated record. Bases 1 to 1143 code for a protein of 380 amino acids.
AUGACCCCCGAGCUCCUCUUACCGGUUGACCCGAGGCUGAACCAUUUGCUUCCCGACCCGGAUUACUGCACGCUGGAGAGCCUCUAUGACCCUCCCUCGGCGCCGCUCUCCGUGCCGACACCACUGCCGGCGUCGAGCGACGACAUGUGGGCGCUCUCAGGCCUGGAGCUUAUGCACCACUUCACCAUCAGCACGGCCCACACUCUGAGCUUUCGCUCGGAUGUGCGCCACAUUUGGCGCUGCCGGUUCCCGCAGAUCGGAUACGACCACCCUUUCGUCAUGCACGGCCUGCUGUCCCUGGCCGCGCUUCACAAGGCAGCCCUGCCGAGUGGAUCUCCGGGGCAGCGGGAGCAGUACCUCGACCUCGCGGCCUACCACCAGGGUCUUGGCAUGGCGACCUUCAUGGCUGGUAUCGCGAACAUCAAUGCCGGGAACUGGAAGCCGCUCAUGUGCUUCUCGUCUUGUGUUCUGAUCUAUGUGUGCUUUCGUCCCUCGCAUACCGUCGCAGGGUUGACGGCCGGGUCGUCAGAAGCCGUCAACAUCUUCGAAGUGUUCGCCUUUGUGCGCGGCCAUCGAGCCGUUCUCGAGCGCUACCAGUCGACUCUGAAAAAUUCGUAUCUUGCCCCUCUUUUUCAUAGCAUAUGGAGACCCGACGAUGAGAGCGAGGUCAUUUGGGAAGAGCCGGCGGAAGGGUCUCUGGUCCCAGAAGACGUCUUUCGGGCGCUGGACAAGCUGUCCGAGUUCCUGGAGCAACAUGUUCCGCCGCAAUCUCAGGAGGCGUACACUUUGGCCGUGCAGGCUCUCCAGCGACUUAUGGUUUUCGUGAAGAAUGCGGGUCCCGAUCCUGAAUUCGGUAUGCUCAUCAUGUUUGCCUAUGUCGUCCCCGACACGGUCGUGGGGGACAUACAAAGUUUUGACCCGAACGCCUUGGCUCUUCUUGCGUAUUUCUCCGUGUUUUGGAAGAUGAUGGAGCCGAGGUUCUGGUUUAUGAAGGGGUGGUCGCAUGACUUAUUCGAAUUGAUCGACCAGCAGGUUGCCGGCAAUGAGGAGAUGGAGGACAUCAUUGACUGGCCCAGACGACAGGUUCAGUGGUUUGAGGAAAGGAAUUCUCCGUGGGCUAGCCAGGAGUCUGCCUAUCUGUAG